AUGAGCAACAGCACAGUUGGAAGUCGAAGAUCUUACGGAACAGCGAGGGAAUUCCAGGAUCCGGCGUACCGAUCCGCACCAUCGGAUCGCUGUAGAAUGGCUGUGAACAUGAAAAAGAACUAUCUGAAGCUGCUCAUGCAUUUCAGACGUCAUGAUCUGAACGAGUUUGUAGAAGAACAUGACCGAUUGUUUGGUGAGGCGAAAAUCAGCGGUGAUCAUCUGGCGGUCACCUCCCAUUACUACUCAGUUAUGUCUAAAGUUAUCGAUGAGUAUUUUGGAGGAAAUUUUCACUUUGCACCGCCGAGGCAUGAGAAGUUGUCGCUCGAAGAGGCUCUGGCGGAUCUUCAUCGGAAAAUUGGCCAGCGUCUCGGAUUAAGCGCUGGUAUGUCGUGCGUGGAUAUCGGUUGUGGCAUUGGUGGAGUGAUGAGGGAUCUGGCACCAACUCAGGCCAACCUAAUCGGGAUCACGAUUGCGGCGAACGAGGUGGAACUU
Molecule: messenger RNA, 492 nt
Organism: Ostertagia ostertagi
Lineage: Eukaryota; Metazoa; Nematoda; Chromadorea; Rhabditida; Trichostrongylidae
Source: the annotation of a GenBank genome assembly